GCGAGCGGCGAUGGCGGCGCUGGGCGGGCGCGGGCGGGCGGCGGCAGCGCUGCUGUGCCGGGCACCGGGAACGGGAGCGGCACCGCGCCGGCACCGGCACAAGGAGAAAUGGGCCGCCACAGCCCCGCGCAUCCCGUCCACGCGGCUGGCGCUGCACCACUUCGACACGAGCUACGGCCUGCACCUGGGCGCCCUGUGGCCCUCGGUCCGUGCUGGCCUGCUCUGCGAGCAGAAAUACGGGGCCCUCCUCAACAACUUCGCUGCUGCUGGCCACGUUCCCGAAGAGCUGGAGCUGCUCAACGCCACCGAUUUCAUUUCUGAGGCCACCCAGAAGGUGCAGCAAUGGCAGCGGGGCGCAGCUGUGGGGGAAGCGGCCCCACGGUGCCAGGAGGGCUCUGGUGAGGGCAGGACUGCGAUGCAGGCAGAAAUGGUGACACAGGCAGAGACGUCCCCACCACUUAGUGCCUCCAUCAGCUCCAAAAUCAAGUGUUACACCUUCCCCAGGGGUGACAUCACGCGCUUUCGCCCUGCACGGCCGGAUGCUCUGGGGCUCCUCGACUAUUACCUCAUGGAUGCAGCAUCUCUCCUGCCUGUGCUGGCACUCAAUGUGCAGCCAGAUGACUUUGUCCUCGACCUCUGUGCAGCUCCGGGUGGGAAGACUCUGGCUCUGCUGCAGACUGGGUUUUGUGGGCAUCUGGCAGCCAACGACGUCUCCGUUUCCCGGACAAAGAGGCUGUACCAGAUUCUCCAUAGCUAUGUCCCCAAAGAAGUCAGGGAUACUGUGAGUGUCACGUCCUACGAUGGAAGGGACUGGGACCAGGUGAAAGGAGGCACUUUCCAUAAGGUGCUGGUGGAUGUGCCCUGCACGACAGACAGACACUCUGCCAUGGAGGAGGACAACAAUAUCUUCCACAAGAGGCGAACCAAAGAGCGACAGAUGCUGCCCAUGCUGCAGCUGCAGCUGCUGAUGGCCGGGAUCCUGGCGGCGAGGCCGGGAGGAGCUGUGGUGUACUCCACGUGCUCCCUGUCCCCGCUGCAGAACGAGUGCGUGGUGGAGAGGGCUCUGGACGUGGCAGAAGCCCAGUUCAACAUCAGCCUCCACGUGGAGGGCUUGAGCCACUUCCGGACGCUCUUCCAGGACACGUUCUCCUUCUUCUCGGACUGCCGGCUCGGGGAGCUCGUCCUGCCUCACCUCACAGCCAACUUUGGGCCUAUGUAUUUCUGCAAGUUACGCCGCAUCUAGAAGGGGCAGCAGAAUCUGUCUGCUGUCAGGAAAUAGUCCAGUAUUUAAGGGAAAGCAGAACUGCUUUAUAUUUAUUUUUCUUUCUAAAAUGUCCCCAAAGGAAGCUUGAUUUUUUUACUGCACACAGGGGGAAUAAAUGAGAAAGACCUGC
This is a messenger RNA of Passer domesticus (house sparrow), 1394 nucleotides long. RefSeq names its product NOP2/Sun RNA methyltransferase 4 (gene NSUN4). The record is from RefSeq and is a predicted model, not a curated record. Gene Ontology annotation, biological process: rRNA methylation. Gene Ontology annotation, molecular function: RNA methyltransferase activity. Lineage: Eukaryota; Metazoa; Chordata; Aves; Passeriformes; Passeridae. The transcript has 6 exons. Bases 11 to 1243 code for a protein of 410 amino acids. Gene Ontology annotation, cellular component: mitochondrial large ribosomal subunit.